Cetraspora pellucida is the source of this 306-nucleotide messenger RNA. Lineage: Eukaryota; Fungi; Glomeromycota; Glomeromycetes; Diversisporales; Gigasporaceae. The record is from the annotation of a GenBank genome assembly.
AUGUUGAAAUUGCUUGCUAUUCUUCUUACUAUUCUUCUUAUUAGUAAUGCUGUUAUUGUAACGGCUGAUACUGUGAAAGGGAAAUGGUUUGACCGUAUCGUUUUAAUUGUCUUUGAAAAUACAAACUAUACGGAUGCCAUCGCCGAUCCAUAUUUCAAGGAAAUAACAACGCGGUCAAACGGCGUCCUCCUAUCACAGUACUAUGCUGUAGAACAUCCUUCGGAGCCAAAUUAUAUUGCCCACAUUGCUGGUUCCACUUAUGGGAUACUGGACGACAAUAAUUAUAACAUUGCCGCCGAAACGUUA